Messenger RNA from Mirounga angustirostris (Northern elephant seal), 608 nucleotides. RefSeq names its product ring finger protein 181 (gene RNF181). Bases 69 to 530 code for a protein of 153 amino acids. The record is from RefSeq and is a predicted model, not a curated record. Lineage: Eukaryota; Metazoa; Chordata; Mammalia; Carnivora; Phocidae. The transcript is spliced from 5 exons. Gene Ontology annotation, biological process: protein ubiquitination. Gene Ontology annotation, molecular function: ubiquitin protein ligase activity. Gene Ontology annotation, cellular component: cytoplasm.
UUAUUGGCCAGCUCCGCGGGGCCGCAGUCUAGUGGGGUGCGAAGGCUGUGUCAGACAGCCCGGCUGCCAUGGCGUCCUAUUUCGAUGAGCACGAUUGCGAGCCGUUGGAUUCGGAGCAGGAGGCCCGAACCAAUAUGCUGUUGGAGCUCGCAAGGUCACUUUUCAAUAGGAUGGACUUUGAAGACUUGGGGUUGGUAGUAGAUUGGGAUCACCACCUGCCUCCACCUGCUGCCAAGGCUGUGGUUGAGAACCUUCCCAGGACAGUCAUCAGGGGCUCUCAGGCUGAGCUCAAGUGCCCCGUGUGUCUUUUGGAAUUUGAGGAGGAGGAGACUGCCAUUGAGAUGCCUUGCCAUCACCUCUUCCAUUCCAACUGCAUUCUACCCUGGCUAAGCAAGACAAAUUCCUGUCCCCUGUGCCGCCAUGAGCUGCCGACUGAUGACGACACUUAUGAGGAGCACAGACGAGAUAAGGCUCGCAAGCAGCAGCAAAAGCACCGACUUGAGAACCUCCAUGGAGCCAUGUACACAUGAGGUGCCUGGGGCGGAGCACCUGUCUGCCACAGCAUCUUCCUCUUGCACCUGAAUCCUCAUUAAAGAUUUCUUUACCCA